AUGUCAGUAUUUUCUUCCAAACACGGUCAGCCCAGUCUAUCUAUCUAUCUAUCUAUCUAUCUAUCUAUCUAUCUAUCUCUGCUCUUCUUCGACGAAGGUGGUGGCUCUCACUUGCUUUCUUUUUCCUCUCAAUAUGCAAACACACCGACUUUUUUUUUCUUUUUUUUUUCUUGUUUCUUUUCCCUCACAAUAUGCAAACACACUGCCUUUUUUUCUUUUUUCUUUUUCUUUUCCCUCUCAAUAUGUAAACACACUGCCUUUUUUUCUUUUUCUUUUCCUUCUCAAUAUGUAAACACACUACCUUUUUUCUUUCUUUUUUCUUUCUUCUUUUCCUUCUCAAUAUGUAAACACACUGCCUUUUUUCUUUCUUUUUUCUUUCUACUUUUCCUUCUCAAUAUCGUCGUAUUAAUCCGUGGUCACCAUACCUCGCUUACCGUUAAACUAACUCUUUCUUUCUUUAUUUUUCUUUCUUUCUCUUUCUUUCUUUCUUUAUUUUUUCUUUCUUUCUUUCUCUCUCGCUCUCUCUUUCUUUCUUUCUUUCUUUCUCUUUCUUUCUUUCUUCCACUGAAAUCAGGUCCUCCCCGCACAACCCGACUCCUGCUACGCGCUUCGUUUUUCUGUUCUUUCUUUAAUGAAUUAAUUCGAUUAGGUGAAUUCCCCAGGUGUUCAUAUGCAUCUGUGCUAAAAUGUAUUUCUUUCUUUCUUCUUUCUUUCUUUUUUCUUUUUCUCUCUCUCUUUCUUUCUUUGCCGUUACCUAUCUAUAUAUCUAUGUAUAUUCUCUGUAUAUCUCUCUCUCACUUUCAUUCACUCACCCUAUCUAUCUAUCUAUCUAUCUAUCUAUCUAUCUAUCUAUCUAUCUUAAAUCUUAAUUGCUAG
Molecule: messenger RNA, 876 nt
Organism: Acanthosepion pharaonis
Lineage: Eukaryota; Metazoa; Mollusca; Cephalopoda; Sepiida; Sepiidae
Source: the annotation of a GenBank genome assembly